AGCAAAUAUUGGCACUAAUUGAGAUAUGCGCCAGCUUCGGGCAGUGGACUCCGGACUCCGCCUUUCGCCGUUGACAAGGUUAUCACUCUUGUCUCCAUUGUUCGGGGAGCGUCUGCGUCUCAUUUAUUGCUUAUAUUCCUCUUAUAUACAGUCCCUACAAUCUUUACCUCUCCAUCCCUCCUUCAACCCUCAAUCAAUCAAACCCAGAAAGAAAGAAAAAAAACCCACCACCACCACACGCAAAAACCAAACUUCAAACCUCACCCACAAUGCCUCACAACAUCCCCCCCCCCUCCCCCCUCCUCCUCACCCUCACCCCCCUCACCCAAUCCACCUUCCACCCCUACGGCUCCGUCCUCUCCAACCCCAACCCGAACGUCACCCCCUCCUCCUCCUCCCCCCCCCCUCCCGGCGCCAUAUCCGCAAACCAAGGCUCCGCCCUCAAAUACCCCGACAUAACCCCCCUCACCGACCUCUACGCCUCCGCCCCCAGCGGCCGCCCCUCACGCGCCACAAUCAGCAUGUUCGUCUGCGCUCCCCGAGCCCUCUCCCCCCCAACCAGCACCAGCGGCGGUCUCCCCACCUUCCCCGUUGAGAUCCUCGAACGUCACCCCUUCACCACCCAGACCUUCGUCCCACUAGGUCUCUCCGCCUCCUCCGCCGACGUCCGCUACCUCGUCAUCGUCGCGCCCAACCUCGCCCCCUCCGCGGGCGGACUGGCGGCCGCUGACCCCGCGGCCCGGUUACCGGGGAAGAACUUACCGGAUCUGGGGAAGAUGCAGGCGUUUAUAGCGAGGGGGGAUCAGGGGGUUACGUAUGCACCGGGGACGUGGCAUGCGCCGAUGGUGGUGGUGGGGGAGAAGGUGGGGUUUGUGGUUGCGCAGUUUGUGAAUGCGGUGGGGGAGGAGGAUUGUCAGGAGGUUGUGUGGAAUAGGGAGGGCGAUGGGGGGGAGGCGGUGAUUAGGGUCGCGGUGCCGGGGGUGGGGGGGAGUAGGUUGUAA
Pseudogymnoascus verrucosus is the source of this 1001-nucleotide messenger RNA. It is a transcript of the gene DAL3, whose product is annotated as Ureidoglycolate lyase. Lineage: Eukaryota; Fungi; Ascomycota; Leotiomycetes; Thelebolales; Thelebolaceae. Gene Ontology annotation, biological process: allantoin catabolic process. The transcript is spliced from 2 exons. The record is from RefSeq and is a predicted model, not a curated record. Gene Ontology annotation, molecular function: ureidoglycolate hydrolase activity; ureidoglycolate lyase activity. Bases 270 to 1001 code for a protein of 243 amino acids.